AUGUCCCAACGCACAGGGUGGAUGCCAACGGUCGAGAACGCAGUUUGGCAGGCAAAGCGCCAGAUCGAAUGUUUACAGUACGUCGCCCCGAGCCAUGCUCUGCUACGCAACGACGGCCCAAGGGAUCUCACCCGGGCCAGUUGGGAGCACAAGGAACGCGUUGCUCCGAAGCGCUCGGCGAGCAGCGGCGAUCCUGGGCGCGGAGCAGAACUGGCGUCGAGGCCGGACGAAAACAAAGCCAUGCUACGUUGCCCCGUCUCUGGCGACGGCGCUGGGAGAGCGCGCGAGUUUGCGUUGCAGGCCAACGGAGUGAGCUUGGCUCUUGGCAUGGCUUUGCUGUGCCCAAAGGCAGGCCGAGAGCUAGGGCGGAGUCGCCACGAUUUGCGUUCGGGCUCGGAAAAAUGCCACGAGGCCAGAUGGGCGAGACUGAGGGACAAGCGCGUCGACACUGUCGAUGUGCCCUUGUGCGAGGGGGACACAGAGUCGGACCAUGGCCACGGUCUGCAGGGCAGAGACAGUUUCCCCACGCAGUGUCGACAGCCAAAAGUCUUGGCGCCUUCCCGCCACGCGCAGCCGGGCACAGAAGCAGUGCUCGUCUGCGGCUGUCAAAGAGUCGAAAUGUGCAGUGCCUGCCGCUUAGCGCCUCGCCUCUGCCCUCUUCCUGCUCGCCUCCCCCAAAAAUGGCUUCCCGUUGGACAACAAGCCCAAACCUCUACCUCCCCCACAUUCAUGCCCCGACCCAACGCUCCAACGCUCCUCGAACUCUCGUCUUGUUGCGCAGUGUUCGCAGGCCACAAUAGAGGACGGGCUAGGUUCCAGGCCCGCCGCCGCCGUCGCGCUCCUCCCCCUCGCAACGCCUCGUUGCUGCAGCCCAUCUUGGCAUCCCGGCUCUGCACGUCUGUGCAGCUGCAGCCCUAUUGUCUCGCACCGCGCCAGGGGCGCACAGUCGCAGAUGGCGCUCUCACCACCUCCCCACAUGACCUGGACCCAACCACGUCGCGCAGCCUGACGAGGCUGGGCUUGGCAGAUGGAGGCGAAAUCCUCGAGCUCCAAACCUUGCCACUUUUGGGUGACUCGCUUAGCGCUGCUUGCGACCGCAGUCCUCCGGUCCCGAGCAGCACAUGGUCGAUCCAAUCCGCGCGUUCCUCAGACCAGCUGGCGAGCGUCAGCAGAAAAGGCCAACGUCCAAGUUCGAAGCAAGGACCUCCCCUUUCCUCCGUCUCACCCCCCAUCCACUUUGUGCCCUCUAUCCUCAAGCUACCGUCGUUCCCCAUCCCCUACGUGCUGUCGCCGACCUACUCCACCAUGUCGGUACCUGCCCAGGAGCGUGAUCGCUCCGGCUCCCUCCACUCGGAUGAGAAGGAGGCUAUCGGCUACCCCAUGCAGGGCAACACGCUCACUAAGGACACUGGCAUCUCGGCCCACGAUGCCGAGGCCAACUCGGCCUUCGAGGACAUCAACUCGGGCUUUGACGAGGCCGAGGUGAAGCGUGUGCGCCGCAAGGUCGACCGCCGUCUCUUGCCCAUCCUCGGUGCGCUCUACUCGAUCGCGCUUAUCGACCGAACCAACCUUUCGGCAGCUCGUAUCGCCGGUGCCGGUGUGGAGCUCAAGCUGACGGCUGGUACCAACUACAGUGUGCCGCUGCUCAUGUUCUUCGUGCCCUACAUCCUGCUCGAGAUGCCCUCCAACCUGCUCCUCCGCAAGAUUGGUGCCGCCAAGCAGCUCUCGUUCAUUGCCUUCUGCUGGGGUGUGGUCAUGAUCGGCCAGGGCUUUGUCCACUCGUGGCAGAUGCUCACGCUCACGCGUGCGCUCAUCGGUGCCUUUGAGGCCGGCUUCUUCCCCGCUUGUGUUUGGCUCAUCUCGACUUGGUACGUUCGCCGCGAGUCGCAGGUGCGCAUGUCGGCCUUCUACCUCAUCUCGGUCGGUAUCUCGGGCUUCUCAAACAUCAUCGCCUACGGCAUGUCGCUCAUCAAGGUUUCCGACCGCACCUUCCGUGGAUGGCGCUGGAUCUUCAUCAUCGAGGGUCUGCUCACUGUCGUGCUCGCCUUCGUCGCCUACUUCCUCAUCCUCGACUUCCCCGACAAGGCUGCCGAGAAGGGCUUCCUCACCAUCCAGGAGCGCGACAUGAUCCUCACGCGCAUUGAGCGCGACCGCGGUGACUCGAAGCCCGACGCUCUCACCUGGGCCAAGGCUGGCAAGUACGCUCUCGACAUCAAGUGCUGGCUCUACGGCCUCAUGUUCAUGUGCACCACCAUGCCUACCUAUGCGUUUGCCUACUUCCUGCCCGUCAUUCUCCGCGGUCUCGGGUACAGCGUCAAGGAUGCCUUCCUGCUGGGUGCGGCGCCCUACGUGGUUGCGAUGGUGGGUGCCUUCGGCACCGCCGUCAUUGCCGACCGCUUCUUCAUCCGCAUGCCCAUCCUCAUCUGCCAGUGCCUCCUGACCAUUGCUGGCCUGGGCAUGCUCUUCGCCACCAAGCAGCGCAACGUGCAGCUCGCCGGCUGCUUCCUCGGUGUUUGGGGUGCCAACUCCAACAUCCCCUUCGUGCUCAACUUCUCGCAGAACAACGUUGCGGGCCAGAGCAAGAAGUCGUUUGUGUCGGUGAUUGUCAUCAUGUUCGGUGGUAUCGGCGGUAUCUUUGCCUCGCUCGCCUACAACGAGAAGGACGCUCCGCUGUACCGCAAGGGUCUCUACGCCACGCUCGCCUGCCAGGCCUUCAACGUGCUCUGCGGUAUCGGCUUCACGCUCUACUUCUACAGCGCCAACAAGAAGAUCCGUGCUGGCCGCAAGGUGGUCGACGACCGCCCCGGCUUCACCUACACCAUCUAA
Messenger RNA from Moesziomyces antarcticus, 2826 nucleotides. Its product is annotated as phthalate transporter. Lineage: Eukaryota; Fungi; Basidiomycota; Ustilaginomycetes; Ustilaginales; Ustilaginaceae. Gene Ontology annotation, molecular function: transmembrane transporter activity. Gene Ontology annotation, cellular component: membrane. The transcript is spliced from 3 exons. Gene Ontology annotation, biological process: transmembrane transport. The coding region runs from base 1 to 2826 and encodes 941 amino acids. The record is from RefSeq and is a predicted model, not a curated record.